AUGUUAGUCAGCGAUAGUUCUGUUGAUGGAGGGGAAAGAAGGAGCUCUUUCAAUGAUGUUGACCUUGAAAACCUGAAGGAAACUCUAGAUGGUCGUCAUUUUUGUUUGUUCCCUCAACCUUGGAAAACGGGUAAACAGUUAGCUUUCCUGGUCUCUUGUUUCUUAUGUUUGGCAUUUGUUUACUUCAGAUUUAGCAACGAGCAGGAUUUGCCGAACGCAAAUAUGCCAUUUGGCAAAAGCCCUUUAGAGAAAAAGAGUGUUGGAACUUUCUUUGCAGCUGCAGGGACGGUCUUCUUUGGCGUUAUCGCUAAAGGGGCAUUCGUUGUCGCUAAGGCAGCUUGUAAUCCAGCGGCUCUUGCUGCAAUAGCAGCUUUUAAUGUUGCUGGUGCCUCAGGAUGUAUUGGAGCUUAUGCUGUUGGAGCUUUAUGUGCAGCAAUCUCAGCAGGAUUAGCUGUUGAAUCGGGUUCACAGGGUUGGCAGUGGUACAAAGGCUCUGGAGUCGCAAAAAGAGAAAUUGAAUGCGAAGUAUAUCACUAUAUUCCGCUCAUCAAUAAUACCAUUUUUGGAGGUUCAUUGCAUACAUCUGACAUAUUUCAGAGUAUCAAUUCCACAGAUCCGUUAGUCGUAGACUCUUUACAGCAUAUUGGUGUAAUUUAUGAUAAUAGUUCAAAUAACAUCGAUCUAGGUGCUGACUUUUUGAACAAAAGAUCACAGCUGACCCCUUUAAUGUACACCUGGACAGCAAACUACACCGGGUUUAUGACAACUACCUACGUGCAGCCAGAACACUUGACUUUGUCUGUACGUGAGUACGCUAACACUUCCAGUCAUAAUUUUACUUGGAUAAAACUUGCUGAGGUAGAAUGGCUAUCAUUCAACACGUAUGGAAUAAACGUUGACACAGCCCAUAUCGUUACUGAUCAUAUGCAAACAGAUGCUGACGAUGUUAUGUAUGGGCUUGGUGACCUAGUUACGGUACAAGUCCAGCCAUGUACACAACAAGACGAAUGUUAUGGGUACCAUAAUAAGUUUUGUCUCGCUGCUGGACAAUCAAGUACUAUGGGCGCAUCAUCCGAUAUUGUCGGAAAGGUUUAUUUUCAGCAGUCAAGUAAGCGUGUAUAUGCAUGCAAUAUUAUAGCUAAAUUCAAAGGCACUUUCAUCUAUUUAAACAUUGGAUGA
This is a messenger RNA of Kluyveromyces lactis, 1179 nucleotides long. RefSeq lists its product as uncharacterized. The transcript has a single exon. The record is from RefSeq and is a predicted model, not a curated record. Lineage: Eukaryota; Fungi; Ascomycota; Saccharomycetes; Saccharomycetales; Saccharomycetaceae. The coding region runs from base 1 to 1179 and encodes 392 amino acids.